UUGCAGAUUUUUGUUUGAACAGAGAAGUAGUGAAAGAGAAGGUACAACCUAUCAGCUCAUCAUGUCCCUAGCAGAUGAACUUUUAGCUGAUCUUGAAGAUGAUGCAGGAGAGGAUGAAGAAAAUGAAGAUGUGAAGCAGGAAGAUGUGGACAUGGAGGCUGCCAUCACACCAGCAGCUGCUCUUCUGGGAACUAAGUUUCAUGUUGACAAAGAUCAGAAAGAAGAUGUGAAGGUGAAGACUGUGGAUCAGGUAGCAAAACUAUGGGGAUCAGACCAGUUACAGAUGAUCAUGGCUGCCAUGGAAGAAUGCAUGGCAAAUCAACGCACAGCUGAGCAGCAGAUGGGCCCUGUUGAAGCUGAUCCUGAAUAUCAAUUAAUUGUUGAAGCCAAUAAUCUGGCAGUGGAAAUAGACAAUGAGAUCUUGGUGAUUCAUAAGUUUGUGAGGGACAAGUAUUCAAAGCGCUUCCCAGAAUUGGAGAGUCUUGUUGUGGCCCCCCUUGAGUAUAUGAUGACAGUGAAGGAGCUUGGGAAUGACCUGGAGGCUGCCAAAAAUAAUGAAGCCCUUCCUCAAUUCCUCACCCAAGCCACCAUCAUGGUGGUCACUGUCACUGCAUCCACCACCCAGGGGGAGCAAUUGACGGAGAAGGAGUUAGAAGCCAUUAGGCAGGCUUGUGUCAUGGCCAUUGAACUGAAUGAUUGCAAGCUGAAGAUCUAUGAAUACGUAGAGAGUCGAAUGACAUUCAUUGCUCCCAAUCUAUCAGCAGUUCUUGGAGCUGCUACUGCUGCAAAAGUCAUGGGUGUGGCAGGAGGCCUGACAAAUUUGGCCAAAAUGCCUGCAUGUAAUAUGCUUCUUCUGGGUGCACAGAAGAAGAAUCUUUCUGGAUUCUCUCAGGUCACCAUGCUUCCCCACACAGGAUUCAUCUACUAUUGUCCCCUUGUUCAGGAAAUGCCACCUGACCUGAGGCGGAAGACAGCUCGCCUGGUGGCCUGCAAAAGUAUCUUGGCGGCUCGUGUCGAUGCAUCGCAUGAGAGCACAGAUGGAAUGAUUGGAAGAAUGUUCCAUGAGCAGAUUGAAAAGAAGAAGGAUAAAUGGCAGGAACCACCACCAGUGAAAGCAGUAAAACCCCUUCCAGCUCCGAUAGAUGCACCACGCAAGAAACGAGGUGGCCGCCGUGUACGCAAGAUGAAGGAACGCUAUGCCAUGACUGAGCUUCGGAAACAGGCCAAUCGGGUCACUUUUGGCGCUAUUGAGGAGGAUGCCUAUCAAGAAGAUCUGGGACUGAGCCUUGGCCAAAUGAAGAAAUCACAAGGGGGUCGCAUCCGAGCAGCACAGGUAGACGAGAAGACCAAGGUGCGCAUAUCCAAAACACUGCAGAAGACACUUCAGCGUAGUCAGGCCAUAUUUGGAGGGAGCACAACAGUCAAAAAACCUGUUGCAGGCACAGCUUCUAGUGUUGCAUUCACUCCUCUCCAGGGUCUAGAGAUUGUGAAUCCCCAAGCAGCUGAAAAACCUGGGGAUGAAUCUACAGCUAAGUACUUCUCUAAUACAGCAAGUUUCUUCAAGAUCAGCAAUUCUUAACAUGCCUGUGAUUUUUUUUGUAUUGAGACUGUCUUUCCUGUGUCUAAUAAAUGUAAAAUAAAUCUCA
Messenger RNA from Darwinula stevensoni, 1646 nucleotides. Lineage: Eukaryota; Metazoa; Arthropoda; Ostracoda; Podocopida; Darwinulidae. The record is from the annotation of a GenBank genome assembly.